UUAUCUUAUAUUUUUAUGUUUGUGCAGUUAAAGUUAAAGAUGAGGCUGUUAACUCUUUCCACUUGCAAUCUAAAUCAAUGGGCUAUGGAUUUUGAUAACAACCUCCGGAACAUUAAGGCGUCAAUUUUAAAUGCUAAACAAGCGGGGGCUGUAAUUAGAAUUGGACCAGAGCUUGAGAUUACUGGAUAUGGCUGUGAAGAUCAUUUUUUGGAGCAAGAUACUGUAACCCAUGCGUGGGAAUGUUUGGAAGAUCUAUUAUCUGGUGAUUGGACUGACAGCAUAUUAUGUAGUAUUGGCAUGCCCAUUAUACAUGAAAGUGUGCGAUACAAUUGCCAGGUCUUUUGCUUGGAUCGAAAAAUUAUAAUGAUACGUCCAAAGGUUUGCCUUGCCAAUGAUGGAAAUUAUAGAGAGCUACGCUGGUUCUUAGCUUGGAAAUUUAAAGACAGGCUUGUUGAUUUUCAACUUCCAAGUCAUAUAUCUGAAGCCAUAUCACAGGUUUCAGUACCUUUUGGAUUUGGUUAUAUUCAAUUUCAAGACACAGCUAUUGCUGCUGAAACCUGUGAAGAGCUUUUUACUGCUAGUGCACCACAUGUUGGACUUGCAUAUAAUGGUGUUGAGGUUUUUAUGAACGCAAGUGGAAGUCACCACCAGUUACGAAAACUCAAUGUUCGUAUUGAUGCAGUUAAAAGUGCAACUACGCGCUGCGGAGGUGUUUACAUGUAUAGCAAUCACCAAGGCUGUGAUGGUGGUCGUCUCUAUUAUGAUGGAUGUUGUUUCAUUGCUGUGAAUGGGGAUGUUGUUUCUCAAGGAUCUCAAUUUUCCUUGAGGGAAGUUGAAGUUCUGACCGCCGUUGUGGAUCUUGAUGCAGUCUCGAGUUACCGUGCAUCUGUAAGUAGUUUCAGAGAAUCUGCAAGUCGUGAAUCGAAGGUUCCAGUAGUGAAAAUACCACGCAGACUUUGCCGGUCAUUUGAACUUAGUAUUUUUCCUACUAAUCCUGUGGAGAUUAAGUAUCACCAUGCUGAGGAGGAAAUAGCAUUUGGGCCUAGUUGUUGGCUAUGGGAUUAUCUAAGAAGAAGUGGAGCUUCUGGAUAUUUACUUCCGCUUUCUGGAGGAGCUGAUAGUUCUUCAGUUGCAGCUAUUGUAGGUUGCAUGUGCCAGCUUGUGAUCAAGGAUAUAGAGAAUGGUGAUGAACAAGUCAAAGCUGAUGCAAUUAGGGUUGGCAAUUACAAAAAUGGAGAGUUUCCAAGCAGCAGUAAGGAAUUUGCAAAGAGAAUAUUCUAUACUGUCUAUAUGGGAACUGAAAAUAGCUCUGAUGCUACAAGGGCUAGAGCAAAGAAAUUAGCUGAAGAAAUAGGUUCCUGGCACCUUGAUGUAAAUAUAGACACUGUUAUUCUCGCUCUUCUCUCUUUGUUUCAAACAUUAACAGGGAGGAGACCACGUUACAAGGUUGAUGGUGGAUCAAAUGCUGAAAAUUUAGCUUUGCAGAAUAUUCAAGCUCGAAUUAGGAUGGUUCUUGCAUUUAUGAUGGCCUCUCUAAUGCCAUGGGUUCAUAAUAAAUCUGGAUUCUAUCUUGUGUUGGGCAGUUCAAACGUGGAUGAAGCAUUACGAGGUUAUCUAACAAAGUAUGACUGCAGUUCAGCAGAUAUAAAUCCAAUUGGGAGUAUAAGCAAGCAGGAUCUUAGAUCUUUCUUGAGGUGGGCAGCUUUUCAUCUCGAUUAUCCUUCUUUGGCAGAAGUUGAAGCUGCACCUCCUACUGCUGAAUUAGAACCAAUACGCUCCGAUUAUAAUCAGUUAGAUGAAGCAGACAUGGGCAUGACAUAUGAGGAACUGUCAGUAUUUGGAAGGCUUCGAAAGAUAUUUCGCUGCGGCCCUGUGUCAAUGUUUCAGAAUCUCUGCUAUAAAUGGUAUGGUAAGUUUUCUCCAUCAGAAGUGGCUGACAAAGUCAAGCAUUUCUUCAAGUACUACUCAAUCAAUCGACACAAAAUGACCGUGCUGACACCUUCCUACCAUGCCGAAAGCUACUCCCCUGAAGAUAACAGAUUUGAUCUUCGUCAGUUUCUUUAUAAUUCAAGAUGGCCUUACCAGUUUCGAAAGAUCGAUGAGCUUGUGCAUGAUAUUGAUUAUGAUAAAACAGCAUCACCUUCUAACAUAGUAAGAGAAGAAGAACCAGAAAUCACUUCAGCUCAGGUAAGUGGACUGGGUGUCAUAGCUGCAGGCUCCAGCAACCCACAUGUAGGUCUAUGAGUGUCAUGAGGAGAGAUUAUUCUGUGCAGACUCCGAACGCAGUUCGUCAUCUGGAGAUCAAUCAGAAUGCAAUACCGAGCUGCAGUACUGAACGGGGGUGAUGUGGCGCAUUCUGAUUGAUUUUUAGAUGACGUUCGGCAUCUGGAUAUAAUAAUUUGUCAUGAGAUUGGGAUGGACAUUCAUGAGCCUGAAAUGAUCAACUUAACCAGGUUUGAUCAUUAAGUACUCAAAUUUGAUAAAUUGUAUAUAAUUUUUUAUUUAAUAUGGAAAAUUUAAUAUUUCACAGUUAUUAGCA
This is a messenger RNA of Dendrobium catenatum, 2539 nucleotides long. RefSeq names its product glutamine-dependent NAD(+) synthetase. The transcript is spliced from 13 exons. Gene Ontology annotation, molecular function: ATP binding; glutaminase activity; NAD+ synthase (glutamine-hydrolyzing) activity. Gene Ontology annotation, biological process: NAD+ biosynthetic process. Bases 16 to 2244 code for a protein of 742 amino acids. Gene Ontology annotation, cellular component: cytoplasm. The record is from RefSeq and is a predicted model, not a curated record. Lineage: Eukaryota; Viridiplantae; Streptophyta; Magnoliopsida; Asparagales; Orchidaceae.